Molecule: messenger RNA, 752 nt
Organism: Panicum virgatum (switchgrass)
Lineage: Eukaryota; Viridiplantae; Streptophyta; Magnoliopsida; Poales; Poaceae
Product: phytosulfokines 3-like
Exons: 2
Coding region: 77-391 (104 amino acids)
Biological process (GO): cell population proliferation
Cellular component (GO): extracellular region
Molecular function (GO): growth factor activity
Source: RefSeq, a predicted model, not a curated record
AUGCAAAGCUAAUGAGUGAGACAACUACCCUGAACACCCUCAGUCAGAGACAGACAAGAGAAAGAGAGCUUCAGAGAUGGCCUCCAGCUCCAAGCAGCAGCUGCAGGCUCCUGCUCUCCUCUUGGUGGCAUCAGCUCUGCUCAUCCUCGUCUGCGCUACAAGGGUCCAGGCAGCAAGGCCGGUACCAGGAUCCAAGGACCACAUGCCACAGUUCGCUGUCUCCGCGACCGUGGCUGGCGACGAGAAGAGUGGUUCGGUGCUCGGGAUGGAAAUGCAUCGAGCAGAGCCUGAGGCGACGGAGUGCGAGGGCGAGGAAGGGGAGGAGUGUCUCAUGAGGAGGACACUGGUCGCUCACACCGACUACAUCUACACCCAGGGGAAGCACAACUAGUCGCUAGUGUGCAGGCUCACGCCGAACAAUGAAGUUCAGAAGAAAAGAAUUUCGCAUGGUCCACGAGCUAGCUUAUCUGAAGCUCUGCAGUUCUGUCAGCUGUGGAUCAUGUGUUUUCAUAUACGUGCCCUAGACCCCUAGUAGCCCGUGCGAUUUCCAUCAGCUUCUCGAGCACAUGUACGGCCUGGAAUUGUAUCCAUCAUCUUGGCUUGAGAUGCUAAAUGGAAAUCCUAGGCUAUUAUACUGUACUCACUGUAAAUACUGAAUCACCAAGUGUAGUCCUGUGCUUCAGUUGCAAGAAACUCUGCUUGUUUCCAUUUUCUUUUCCCAGUCAAGAAUGGACGAAAAUCGUUGCUCCUUA